Messenger RNA from Closterium sp. Yama58-4, 900 nucleotides. Lineage: Eukaryota; Viridiplantae; Streptophyta; Zygnematophyceae; Desmidiales; Closteriaceae. The record is from the annotation of a GenBank genome assembly.
AUGAGGGGCUAUGAGGGACGCCAGGGAGGAGAGGAGGGCGAGGGUGAGUGGCAGGUGAGCGAGACAGGGAAGAGCAGAGCAGCAGUGCAGGGCGGCAGGGAGGUCAGCUCAGGUGUGCUGUGGCCCGCCGAGCAGGAAGCAAGUAAGAGGGGGCAAUCGGCGUCAGUGGCGGCAGUGAGUGUGCUGAUCCUGCAUAGCGGGCAGGCGGGGCACUCACGGAGCAGGCGGGGCACUCACGGAGCAGGCGGGGCACUCACGGAGCAGGCGGGGCACUCACGGAGCAGGCGGGGCACUCACGGAGCAGGCGGGGCACUCACGGAGCAGGCGGGGCACUCACGGGGCAGGCGGGGCACUCACGGAGCAGGCGGGGCACUCACGGAGCAGGCGGGGCACUCACGGAGCAGGCGGGGCACUCACGGAGCAGGCGGGGCACUCACGGAGCAGGCGGGGCACUCACGGAGCAGGCGGGGCACUCACGGAGCAGGCGGGGCACUCACGGAGCAGGCGGGGCACUCACGGAGCAGGCGGGGCACUCACGGAGCAGGCGGGGCACUCACGGAGCAGGCGGGGCACUCACGGAGCAGGCGGGGCACUCACGGAGCAGGCGGGGCACUCACGGAGCAGGCGGGGCACUCACGGAGCAGGCGGCCCUGCAGCACGACAGCAGCGUGCUGGUUGAUGUCGCGGAAUAUCGUGCGCCUCAUGCGCACCUGCCCCCCCGCCCCCGCACCGCUACUGCCUGCAGCAGCCGCACCACCAGCGCUGCCACUCCUGCUCAACUGCCCACCCCCGCCUGUACCCUCCUGCCCUGCUGCGCCCUCCUUCUCGCCCUCCCCCUCCCCCUCGCCCUCCACAGCGGGUGACUCCUUGCGGCCAUCCCUGAGAAUGCCGUGGCCCUGA